This is a messenger RNA of Gekko japonicus, 1741 nucleotides long. RefSeq names its product tectonic family member 3 (gene TCTN3). The record is from RefSeq and is a predicted model, not a curated record. NCBI's taxonomy places the organism in Eukaryota, Metazoa, Chordata, Lepidosauria, Squamata, Gekkonidae. The coding region runs from base 2 to 1741 and encodes 579 amino acids. The transcript has 14 exons. Gene Ontology annotation, biological process: smoothened signaling pathway; cilium assembly.
GAUGGCCGUGGAGCAGUUGAUAGUGUUGUUGCUGCUUCUGGUGUUGGUCUUGGGGAAGGCUGAACCGGAGAAAGAAAAUGAUACUCUGUACUCGGAGGAAGAUCCUACGAAUGAGAUGGGGCCCAGCGAGCCACCCGAGGUUUGGAGGGAAGAGAGAGCCGGACACAGAAUGGGCUCUUUGUCAGUUUGCCCCUGUGACCUGCACCCAGGCUACUGUGACCUCAACUGCUGCUGUGAUUCAAGAUGCGGCUCAGAAUGCAGCAUGGAGGGCUCUAUGUGCCCCUUCUCCUUCUGUCUUCCAGGCAGCACUAGGGCUGUGAGUCGGGUGUGUUUAGAGAAAUCUCUCCUUUUCCGAAAUAACACCCCUUACUUCACUGAAGUAGUUCCUGAUUCUAGUGGAUGUACAUUGCUAUUCUGUGUGCAGCUAAAUAACUCAAAACUGAACUAUUUCCAAAAGCCACAGGUGAUUACAAAAGAAAACUUACCACUACUAUCAGCACAAUAUGGAAGGCCAUCAUUCAUUUUGCCAGAACAAACUGAGCCAUCUUCAUCUUCCUUUUAUCGGGUAGGGGAUCCAAUCCAGAUUUACUUUGCUGCUUCAUCUGUAUUGAGUGUACUGAAACAGCCAGCAAGCAUGUUUGCCAGCAGACUUUGCAGUGAUGAAAAUCCUGCCGGUUUUCUGGAGAGCAAAAGCACAAGUUGCAUUCGCAUCUUUACUAACCUGACAAGCAAGUGUACCACUGACCCUGCACUGGAUGCAGCUUCAUACUACCGUGACUUCAGCGUGCUGAAGGUCCCAGUCAACUUAACUGUUUUCCAGCCCUUACAGGUCAAGAUAAUUCCUGUCACAGUGCCUGCGUCUCCCAUACUGAAUGGCAGUACGUGCUACAAUGUUGUUUCUGAGGUGCUCUAUGAAGUGGAAUUCAAUGGGAUCCAUGGAAUUCAGAAUAUUUCUGUCCAGUUUAAAGUGGACAACAUAUAUGGAAACCCAAAGUCCAUACUACAACAGCGUUUUUCUCUGAGCUUUUGGAAUAAAAACCAUUCUUUCACCAAAUGGAGAAGUGGGAAUCCUGGAUAUAUAAGUGGAGUACCGCUAGUAGCUUUAUGCAAUGGCACUCAGCAAUACGUAACCAUUUUGCAGACUCAAGAUAAUGGACAAUGCUCAGAGAAGAGAUACAGGAUACUGUUUAGAGAGAACAUGAGGACAGCCUGCCAGUUCAAUGCAUCCGUUAAGCUGGAGGAAGCAAACUGUAGCCACUUGCAGGAGAGUGUGUAUCGAGCCUUCCAAGGGCCACAUAACCCAGGGAGGUUGGCCAUAACUGGCAAUGCUGAUGCAAGCCAGCCAGGAGAAUGGAACAGCAUCUUCACCCAAAGAUGCACCAUGCAGGAUGGGCGUUGUAUGAUUCCUAUUUCCUUGGAGAUCCAAGUGAUAUGGGCCCAAGUGGGCCUCCUGUCUAACCCGCAAGCUCAGAUUCUGGGAGCCCGGUAUCUUUAUAUCUGUAAGCCUCUGAAGUCCCUAGGCACGUAUAUGAACAUGUUGCCACUGACGACUACAGUUGCCUUCACCGAUGUCACCAAGUGGCCAGAGCCACCACGUAGCCAGCCCAGAGCCUACUGGAAACUUCCAUUUGAUUUUUUCUUCCCUUUCAAAAUGGCACUGAGUGGUGUGGGGAGCAGUUCAGGAAGCCAAGCUGGCACCCUGCUGGUGACCUUAACAUUGUGUGGAGUGCUUGUCUCGUGA